This is a messenger RNA of Effrenium voratum, 4142 nucleotides long. NCBI's taxonomy places the organism in Eukaryota, Dinophyceae, Suessiales, Symbiodiniaceae. The record is from the annotation of a GenBank genome assembly.
GUUCCCUCGUGUGAGCACUGCGUGCCGCAAUGCCUCACACUUGCGGCGCUGCUAGUCAUGCACAAUGGCCUUGCCCACAGGAGCCGCGAAGAACAAGCAGCAUCACUUUCUGCUUGGCCUCACAGACAUCGUCUUGGAGGCACGAAACAGGGCGCGGACUUUGGCAGCUGCGCAGGACCAUGAGGAGGUAGAGGAACCUGUGUCUGGCUUGAGGCGGAGGCGGUCAAUUGCAGCUAGUGGCUGGGAAACACCUAGCCACGAUGAAGGGCAAAGUGACAUGCAGGACGAAAGUGCGAGCGUGGAAGAAUCUUCUGAUGUGAUAGCACUGUGGUCAGCUGCAACCGACGCCUUGGCGAUUUCACGGGCAGCCUUGCAAAGCCAAAGCCUCCAAUUGGCCGUUCUUGCCUGGCGAAGUGCCGUCAAUGAUGCGAAAGCAAGCAUGAAGCUUGAGGCUUUCCGGCAAGUUUUACGCAGCGCUGCGACCAUGGCAGAGCUGGGAAGCGUGCUUUCCGGAUGGCGGCAGCAUGUACAAAUCACGCGGCAGACGGAGCGACAUUUGGCCAAGCGUCAGGCGCUCGCGCACACCUUCUUGCUUUCGACCGUGUUGCACGCGUGGGCAUCCACUCCGUCCAUCUCAGCACGCCCGGCUCCCAUACAGAGAGCGCCUUCCUCGGCAAGGCCACUUAUCAGCCCCUUUGUGUUCCGAGGUUUGUUGCUGCGGAAUUGCUGGAGUGCCUGGUGCCAAGGUCAUCUUGCAGGGCCAAAGGUUGCUGAAUGUAUGGAUCGGAAGUCCAAGAGGCGUAGUGUGCAACGUGUGCUUCAUGCUUGGCGACUGUUUUGCUGCGCAGACACUGCACGGAAGGCUCGCGCAUACACAAAGACGGCUUCAACUGCAUUCACCGGCUGGCGGCUUGCUUGCUUGGCCUCCAGACUUGGACGGAGCAUGCGGAGCGCCACGGCGGACGCGCGGCAGCUGCAUGCCGGAGAGCAGGUCCUGUCCGUGGUGUGGAGACACUGGAGUACAUCGGCCAAAGUCAGCCGAGCGCCAGCGAAUCCAGGGGACGAGAAGGAAGCGGAUGCAGCACUUUUGCUGGCCUCUGUGUUUUCAGAGGGCUGGAAGCUGGCUUGCUGCGCAUCCAGAUUUCUGCAAAAGCUCAACGAGGCCACAGCAGACGCGCGGCAACUGCGUGCCGGAGAGCAGGUGCUGGCCACAUCGGCCAAAGUCAGCCGAGCGCCAGCGAAUCCAGGGGACGAGAAGGCUGAAGCGGAUGCAGCACUUUUGCUGGCCUCUGUGUUUUCAGAGGGCUGGAAGCUGGCUUGCUGCGCAUCCAGAUUUCUGCAAAAGCUCAACGAGGCCACAGCAGACGCGCGGCAGCUGCAUGCCGGAGAGCAGGUCCUGUCCGUGGUGUGGAGACACUGGAGUACAUCGGCCAAAGUCAGCCGAGCGCCAGCGAAUCCAGGGGACGAGAAGGAAGCGGAUGCAGCACUUUUGCUGGCCUCUGUGUUUUCAGGCUGGAAGCUGGCUUGCUGCGCAUCCAGAUUUCUACAAAAGCUCAACGAGGCCACAGCAGACGCGCGGCAGCUGCAUGCCGGAGAGCAGGUCCUGUCGGUGGUGUGGAGACACUGGAGUACAUCGGCCAAAGUCAGCCGAGCGCCAGCGAAUCCAGCGGACAAGAAGGCUCUCGAAACGCCAGUAAUCUCUGCAGUGGCCUUGCUCGCCGCCUGGCGACUAUGUUCCAUAUCUGCUACAAAGCACCGGGAAUUAGUUGCUGCGAGCUUGGCGGUCCAACUCAACAAGAACCGACUCACACAGGCCAUGGCUGCAUGGCAGACGUGGCGCACAACCUGCAAGUUCAAGGGCUUGCGAAACCAGGCGGUCGGCCGGCUGGGCUUCCGUGGGCCCGUGCGGGGCACGUCAACCGUUCGGGUCUUCGAGAAGGUUGCUGCUGCUUUGGACCAGUCGCAGACAAGAGAGCAGGUGCUUAGGCUUGUAUGGGGCAACUGGCUUCAACUUUGCCGUCAGAACAGGCAACGAAUGCAGGCGAUGCGAGGCUGCCAGUCAAUUGCAGCUUUGGUUGAUCGUGUUGACCAUGGUUUUUUGCGACUCGUGUGGUGCAUGUGGGCGGGUUACCUUGACCUGGCGGCUCGGUUGGCCAGAAGCGGCUCAAAGGUCACGUCCUUGCUCAACAGUUUUCGGCGGUCUCAAACUCUCUUGCACACCUUGCUGAAUUGGCGAGCGGUGGCCAGCGUGGCGAAGGUCAAGGCUGCAGCACAGUCACUGCAAUUUGGAAGGUUGGGAGCAGGCGAACGAUGGAUACAUGCCUUGGAACGGGCCGACGUUUGCCAGUUGCUUUUGGCUUGGCGUUCUGUGCAUGCCCAGCAUCUUCUGUAUGAGAGGUUGCAGAAGCUAUUUGGCAUCAAGCAGCGGCAAGCUGCCGAUCGUUCCAGACGUCGAGCAGAGCGCUCUUUCCGUGCAGCUUCCACUACUGUACUGCGGAGCCGCCGCGACACCCGCUACUUUCAGAUGUUCUGGGCAUGGCGUGAGGCUGCCCGAGAAGGGCGAGUGGAGGAGCAGUUGGAGAGUCUCAAGGCACAGAUGGUUCAGGCAGCCAUCUCCUGUCGCACAAGCAUUUUCGAGGCUGCCUUACUGGCAAUGGCAAGGUCCAAUGUUGCAUCAGAAGGCCUGUUGCUACGACUUUCUUGGUGCAGUUGGCAUCGUGGCCUCGCAGGGAUGCGGCUACAUCGUUCGGAGAUUCUGUUUCGAUGCCUUUCCACGACGCUUGGAAUGUAUUCUUGCAGGGCUUCUGUCUGCGCCAUUUUGACCGCCUGGCGGCUGCAUUGUUGCAACUUGGCGCAGCCUGUUCGGGCCUCAAGAGGGGAAGCCAAAGCUUACUUCCUGCUUUGGAAGGCGUCGGUGCAUGGGGCUCUGAGCAGAGAGUCAGAGGACAAUCGGCUUCCACUUUGGUACUUUCUCGCCGCAUGGAAGUUGGGAACCCGCAGCCAGGCAGUCCAGCGGCAGCUCCAAGAUGGCAUCUCCCUAGCAGCCGCAUGCACAUCUGCAGCAUUGCAGCAGGGGUACAUCGUGCUCCUGCAGCGGGUUUGGGAUGCCUGGAUUGUGCAGGCUGUGCCGCCUUUGCUGGUGCCAGCGCCUGCUUGUGCGCCGCUGACGAUCUUGAGAAGGGCAUGGUUCAGAGAGGACGUGAAGCAGCUGCAAGCUGCGCUGCUUGCCUGGCAGAUGGUGGUCAUGGCCGAGUCGCUUCCUGCUGAGUCGGUGCCGCCGAUUGCUUGCGCGCCACUGCCCAUCUUGAGAAGGGCAUGGUUCAGAGAGGAUCUGCAGCGGCUGCAUGCUGUGCUGCUUGCCUGGCGAACGGUGGUCAUGGCGCUUCCUGCUGAGUCGGUUCCAGCGGUUGCGUGCGCGCCGCUGACCAUCUUGAGCACGGCAUGGUUCAGAGAGGACCUGCAGCGGCUGCAUGCUGCGCUGCUUGCCUGGCGAAUGGUGGUCAUGGCCGAGGCGCUUCCUGCUGAGUCUGUGCCGGCGACUGCUUGCGCGCCGCUGGCCAUCUUGAGAAGGGCAUGGUUCAGAGAGGACCUUCAACUUGUACGGUCAGCGCUGUGUGGAUGGCGAAACGCAGUGUUGGCGUGCGCGUACUCGUCAGACCUACGCUUGCUGGAGCAGCGCUUGGCCUCUGCAGCAUCCCAUGUGCAUCGCUUGGCUUCAUGCCAGCAGGCCGAGCAACGUGAAGCCUACCUGCGACAGGUGAUGCUGUCUUGGCGCGUGGCAGCCUUGCAGCGCGUGCAGGAGCAUCUCCUGCAGGUAGUUGACAGCUGGAGUGAGCACAGUGCUUCCGAGCAAUCAAGCCCGCGAAGGAUGCGGGCCAUUCUUCGCCAGGUGUUCACUGCCUGGCGCCGGUCAGCUGCAAAGGUCAGCCCUGUCAUUAACCUCUCCUUGGAGGAUGAGCGUUGCUUCAUGCUGCGAGAGCUUACAAGACUUCAGUCUGAGAGCAAGCAUCGAACCGUUGACAUGCUUGAGGUGAUGGCCCUCUCACAGCAGGCGACAUUGACUGAGGCACAACGGAGUGAGAAGGGAGUUUCCAGCAGUGGCUCCGUCUAGAAGUUGUUGUGGAACAGCCCGACGUUUCACC